UGGAUAUAGUUCACGUGGCGCCAUCUAUGAUCAAGUUAAUUCACUUUCAACUUGAAUUUGAAUUUUCCGAUUUAUUUUCUAUCCAGAAAAAAAAACUCUGGAAAAUCAUGCAAAUCAAAAAAAAAAACACGCUUUUUCUCCUCAUUUUCCAUCCAAACAAAAACAUCCUCACGCUCCUUAAAAAAUCAGUUCUGCCGCCUACAUAUACAUAUAAGUUUCCUGGAUAUGAGCGGAGGCGUUGUGGUGCUUAGACGCCGACGCCGACGCUCCGAUUAUUGCGACGCUCUGGAUAAUCAGCUGAUAGUUCGCGACUCAACAGGUCGGCAUGCCUUAGAUCUUGGCGUCUCGCGGCUUACCCAGAUGCCUUACCGUAAAGGUCCCCCAAAUAGGACCCAGUGUAGGCCCCCUAGUGAUCCGUUGACCGCUUGUCUGGAUGCUGACGGUACCUACAUUUGUACCGCUUUUAAUCCGAGAUGUUACAUUAUUCAAAAGGUGAAUUCCCCAUGUACUGCGGGAGCUCCGCCGCUGGCCCUGCCAUCGACUUCCAGUACCUUUUUUAACGAUAUCGACGGAUCGGCCCUAGAAUCCAAUGUAAGCCUUGAAGGUCAGGGCUGCUGGGAACAAUGCCUGGAAUAUCCGUGCACCCACACACUGGACGGCUACGUGUACAUGAAUGGGGACAUUGGCAAACUCAACUCGGGGGCGGCGUUUGCUGUCCCUGAGCCCACAGGGACUCCACUGGCGGGUCCCCAAGGCUCAUCGCAAACGUCCCACCACCAUCACCCUCACGAGUAUAUAACACCAAGUGCUGGACCUUCACUGGUACCAAUGCAACCUAUAGUUAAUGGGGUAGCGGAAGUUGGUGAUGGUACCAUGAUGGGACCUCACGAUUCAACUGGACCUCCACCAAAUCACGCUCCAGGGCCACAAAUCGCCUAUCCCUUGCCACAGCUGAAACAGAUGCUCUCCCAACAAUUGGAAUACUAUUUUUCACGCGAAAACUUAGCAAACGACACAUAUUUGCUGUCCCAGAUGGAUAAUGAUCAAUAUGUACCCAUCUGGACCGUAGCCAAUUUCAAUCAGGUCAAAAAACUGACCAAGGAUAUCAAACUAAUAACAGAAGUGCUCCGGGAGUCCCCUAAUGUUCAAGUAGAUGAAGAGGGCGUUAAAGUUAGACCUAAUCAUAAAAGGUGUAUUGUUAUAUUGCGCGAAAUCCCUGAUAAUACUCCUUUGGAAGAUGUUAAAAAUUUGUUUUCUGGAGAAAACUGUCCAAAGCUUAUAUCCUGCGAAUUUGCUCACAACAGCUCAUGGUAUGUCACUUUUGAGUCUGACGAAGACGCUCAGAGGGCCUACCGGUUUCUUAGGGAAGAAGUUAGAGAGUUCCAGGGUCGGCCUAUAAUGGCUCGGAUCAAAGCCAAACCGAUGUGCCGGCCUCCAAUGGGACCUGGAGUGGUACCGGCGCCACCUAAAAACGGUUUCCGUACCACUCCGCCACCACAAGCUGUUUUCGAUCCGGGUGCGUAUCCACCAGGACAACAGCGUUUUGUCUAUACCAAUGGAGCCCCUGGACAAACACCUGUAUCAGCUGCUGCAGCUGCCGCCCCUCCCUACAACCAGCUUGUUUAUAGUCCGUAUCAGCAACAGUUUCCAAACGCCUACGUGGCAACAUGGCCUUCUUCAAACACAAGUUUCUUCGAUAUCAGCAGUGUCUUUCAGGUGAAUGGUUUGGCUCCACAACAAUUCAAACACCAAACCUAUAGAAGUACGCAAAAUCGGCCAAGAAACACCAAACAACGCAACAGCAUGCAAUCACAACAACCGCAACAGUCCUCUACUAGCAACGAACAGGGUCCUUCACAUAGCAAUCAGCCUUCACGAGUUCCUACAACCUCACACCCGGUCUCCUCACAUCGUUCUGCCUCUCCAGCUGGUCCACAUCCGCACUACCAAAACAGUAGCAACAGUAAUCAGUCUGGAACCAGUGUCGGACCUGUACAUCACCAUCACCACCAUUCCCAAAAUCAACAGCACUAUCCUAGCAGUGGAGGUUAUAAUGGAAACGGCAAUAGCGGCAGCAUUAGUGUGACCAAUAAGACAUCUUCCAAGAUGACGAGCAAUGAAGGUACAACCAGCCGGUCUGUACCUGAGCCCCAGGAACAUCAGAUUAGUAUUCCUCAUGCUACGGUACAUUAUGUUAAUGCUGGUGUGCCGCCUUUAGUUGGUAACAUACCUUCAGUAAUGCACACAGACAGUGGACCAGUUGUAGACAUGUAUAGGUUCGCAGCGCCAGCUCCUUUUGUGCUGAAGGAGGUGGUGCCGCCUCGUCAUCGCCGAAAAAAGCGAGAUGACGAAAUUACGAGCACGACAAAUGGUGCAAUAGUUAGUUCUGCGCCCGUCCACCAAGCCAACGGGCAAGGGGGAGCCGCCAGUGCCCAAACUCAAACCGGACCUCACAAUUCUAGAUCGCAGUUCGAUCUUGUCGAUGAAGCAUUUCCACCAUUACCUGGUCUAGAAGUUGGUAAUGGUCCAUUAGUAGCCAAACCUCCGCACCAUCACCACAAUCAUACAGGUGCCCCUGGUGCCACUUACAGUAAUCCAGCGCCCCAUCAUUUUCCGCCUGCCGGUCAAUCAAAGUCUGAAGGCUCCACACAAACUAUAGAGGUGGCGUCUCCAGCGGCUGCUUGGGGCGAGAACCGUUUGGCGGAUGUCGUCAAGGGGGUGAUAAAAGUUAAAGGAAACGGUAAUAAAAGUGAUGUAAAGGAGGAAGACACGUCGCCCAGAAGUAAUUCACCUCCUAGAGCUGAAGAAGCUGUUGCCGUUGCACCUGAAUUGAGUAGUGUUGCUAUGACCCCGCCCAGUUCACCAAAAAGCAAACCUGUGCCUAGUUUGCCAGCCAAGUGCACCAUGUCAGACAAAUCUACAAAAACAGAUGAUGUGUUCUUGAAUGGAUGCGAGAGGGAUAUUGCUCCCACUACAACCAAUGCUGCCACAAUGACCACUGUUGUGGUCCAAACUGAACCCACUCAAAGGCCUGCCACCACUGCUACCACACAGUCAACUUACACUAGGCAAGAAUCGAAAUCGGGCUGUCCCCAGCCAGUGCCUGCACCUUCUCCGCCAUUGGAUUUAGGAGGUCCGCCGCGAAUGAGCUACGCGCAAGUUGCGCAGCACCACAAAGACAACCAAGCGAAAGCGGCCGGAGCCAAAGCAGGUUCCGCCGUACCCGCUUCGGGCGUGUCCUCGCCGGUUACGCCCCAAAGUGACAAGCCUGCCGCCGAGCUGCCAAGCCAAAAAGCUGCAACGGGGAGCGGUUCCUCUAGACCGUCUGCUCAGGCCGAACGUGAUAGUAGUGUUAGGGAUAAUCGAGAUGUUCACAAAGGUGAUGGUCCGCGGUUAGGAGCACGUAACGUUGCUCCGAACAGCCGUCAGGGGCAACACGAACGCCCUACGCGCCGGAAACCGGAAGCGCGCCAGUCGCAACUGCGCGAUUUUGUUGCCGCCGCUGCGCCGCGCUCUCCCAAGUAAUCGACGCAUAAACGGACAUUUAUUAUGAUGCGUUUGUUAGUGGGCUAUUUGACAUUGACGUAGGCGCGCUAGUGUGAAGAUUAAUUAUUAGGAGAUAUUUAAAAUUUUUUGAUUGCAUAGAGCCAAAACUAAAAAUAUCCCUAAUAGUUUUUCUUUCGCUGAUAUAUAUAGCUAAUGAGUAGCCUAGAUGGCACUAGUAGGUGCGGCCUACAAUUGCCUGUUGUUAUUGUCAAGCGGCUAAUUUUCUUUGUGCUCCAAAGGGCGCUUUUCGUGUACUCGUGGCAAAGGGGAGCAGUGUAUAAACAGACUCUCUUUAUAUAUUUAUAUAUAUGAUUAUUAUUCACCCUCCCCCACAAAAGAAUUUCUCUCAUACAAACUGUCGACGAGAAAUUAAUUAUUAAGUGUUGUUCCUAGAGCCGGCCGAAAUUUAAAUUAUAAUAAAAAAUUUAAUGCAACAGAAAAACGAAACUGUUGUGAGUGGGGAGGUUGGCGGCGCAACGUUGUCGGUCAGGUCUUUGUGAGUCUGUGAUUGGUCGAGCUCUUUAAUACUAAUGUUUAAAAGGUUAUUUUGUAAAAUCGUUUAUAUUUUUUCUCUUGACUGGCAAGGCUGGGGGUGAAAAGUUUAAUUUACUUGAAGUGCCAAUAAUGGAGCGCAGUAUGCUCAAAAGUUGUUGUUUGAUAUGAUAUAACACUCUGUAUAGUAUAAAAUUUUGUUUCCUUAUUUUAAAUUGUUUGCUUGCAUUGGGCAAGCCUCAUAAGUAAAAACUGUCAAUGCAUGAUGGCAAAGUUUAUUCUUAAGAAAUAAAAUGCAUCCCCCUGGCCUCGUCACGCAAUUAUAAUCGCGCGGCUUAUUCUUUUGAAACACUUUACGCCAUUUUACUGUGUAUGUAUGCGCGUUUUGUACAGGCUGAAAUAAUAAUAAGUAAUUAAUAAUAUUAAUGUUUAAAGAUUAUUUUUUGACAAUGACUAUUAUUAUUACCAUUUAACUACAUAAGCUGUAUAGAUGGGAAUUUAUAGGUUUAAUAAUACUUGUAUAGUAAACAAAAAAAAAAAGUUGUUGGGUUUUACAUUAUUAUAUUAAUUUUUUAUUUUUUUUUUUUUAAGGGAGGCUGUGUAUUGUUGGAUUUAGAGGAAUGACAAUUUCAAAGAGCAUGACAAUAAUAGUAUUUUUAGUUAUGAACAAAAAUUAAGCAAAUUUCGUCAACUGUAAUAAUGUGAUUCACUAAAUUUAUAUUUUCCUUAAACAAAUUCCUCUAAAUUCCACAAAUUUCGUCGCCCUUCUAGCGAUAUGAACGCUUGUGCGCUGUUCUGUUGCUCGACCACAUAUUUCUUUUUAAAUGAAAUCAUUGGGCACCUUUAGAUUUAGUUAGGGAGGUUAAAAAUUGAGUCCUGUUACGAUGUAAGGAAGCAAAAUACUGGUCAUUAAUUAAAUUGGUUAUUUCAGUACUAAAUACAAUGUUUUGUUUUUAGUGCUUGGUUGUUUUUUUUGUUUAAUGAGCAGUGUUUGUUGGGAGUUUUGAUAAUGAUGAUAAAGUGAUUUUUUCUAAAAAAAAAAAAAACGAUAUACUUGUGAUACUGUAGAAACUUCAUUUUAAGUGUUAACACAAAACUCGUGAGGCUAUUACUGUUUCUACAGAAUCAAAAUAAUACUGCAAUAGGAUUGUUCUUGUGAGUUUCCUGUUUUUUAAUGUGAGAUUGAUUAGGAAAAUAUUUAUUGUCGGUUACUGAUUGGAUAUAAUACUCGAGAUGGUAAGGAAAUUGAAACUGAAUUUCUGUAGCAUUUAUUUUUUAUUAUAUUUAUAUGGGAAUUGUAAUAAUAAUUGUAAAUUCUAAACAGCAAUUUCUUGCCUACUAGUAUAGGCAAAAUUCAUUCCUAUUUGAUUUGUCCUUUUGUAUAAAUUAUUGUAAGUGUAUUUGUUUUGUGUUGAUAUUUUCAAAAAAUUUAAUAUGAAACUCAAUUUGGAAAAAAAACAUAUUGCAAUCUUCUUGUGUAGUUAUUAAAUAAUAAAUAAAUGCUAUAAAGUUUCAGAGGCCUGAGUUUGGCAAAAAAAAUUUAAAUAGUUAAUCAUUGUUUUAUUUUUUUAUCGAUAAUUCCUCCGUGCCUUUUACUACUUAUAUUUAAUCAACAAGAUUUUUCGUCUUUUUACAGGGCUGUAGUCAUUUUAUUUUAUUUUUUAAAUAUUAUUAUACUUAGGGAUUUAAGGUGUUUUUAUUUUUUAUUAUUAUUAUUAUUAUUAUUAUUAUUAUUAUUAUUAUGGCGUUGAUUUUUGUUUUAGAACUUGUUCCAAAAUUAUUUGUUUCACUUAUUAUUAAUUUAUUGAUUUAUAAUCUGUAAGCUAAAUUUACGCAUUAGUUUAAACAACAUAACACACGGUAUUUGUACGCUAAAAAAAAAAAUUAUUGCAAAAUAUAAUUAUUAGUUUAGGCCCCUCGACAAAUAUUUCAUCGAAAAAUUUCCAAAAAAAAAUUUAAUACAGGGGCAUAUAAGAUAUCGUUGUUUAUAGGCUGUGUUUGUAUAUAUUAUAACAACAUUUUAGGUGUCAGAGCAACGGUACAGAAUGGCGUCCAUUUUUAUUUCUCUCUUGGAUUUAUCAGUAUGUAUAUGAAAAAGUUGGUACAGUGGACAGAAGUUUAAUACUGGAAUUGAAUAACCUCUUUCUGUUGUGCCGCUGCUUAAGGAAAAAUUUCUUAUUUUAAGACUGUUCAUAUAUUAUAUUUUUAAGAAUAAUUGUUGAAUUUUGCUGCUAUUGGCAUGGGGCGCACUUUUCAAAAAAAAAAAAAAAAAAGAAAAUACAAAAACAAACAUACGAGACCAAUGAAAAGUAUACUUAAGAUGAAAAAUAGCACGGUUCUAGACAAAAUUGAUAGGUUAAUGAACUUUUGGCAGAAAAAUUGAUUUGUUGGUUUGAUUUUUAACAUCUAAUUUUUUCAGUUGAUGAUUAAUAAAAGAACAGAAAACACUGUCAGGUUUAUAAUUUUUUGUUUUGUUUACUAAGCGAGAAGAUCGAACAGCAUCCAUUUGCGUGUGGAAAGUAGUACUUUUCUGCAUUCAAUUGUCAAAGAAUGAAAUAUCCAAAGACGCUGUAAAAUUCUCCAUUCACAUUUUCCGUUAUCAUAGAGGCAAAAAUUUACUCACCAAAAAUCAGAGGAGGCUUUUUUUCUCCAACGGCAAUAAUUUUAACUCGCCUUGAAGGACUUACAAUGAAAACUUGAAUUAGAAUAAUAGAGAUUUGUUUGUAUUUAUUUUGAUUAGUUAACGUUUUCGUUAGUUAACAUUUUGUAUGUAACCUUAUCAGGGUUUUUUAUUUAUAGUUUCCUGUAUUAGAGGUAUUUGACUCUUCUAAGUCAUAUUAAAUUUUUAAAUGAGCUUCUACAACUGAAAAGUACCUCCUGAAUUAGAAAAGUGAUUUUUAGGAAAGGACAGCGCGCUGAUCUUAUGAGAAAAAAUAAAUUUUUUUCUGUGACGGGAAAAAAGUAGACUUUUUGUACCUGAAAAAUGCCACUUUUUCUCCCACGGGAAAAAAGUGAUUUUUUUUUCCCACGGGAAAAAAGUAACAGGUACCAAUCAAAUUUUUUUCUCAAAGAGAAUACUGUUUAGAUGGAAAAUGGUGAGAUUUUCCUGUCACAGAAAAAAAAUAGUGUAUUAUAGAUGGGAAAAAAGUAAGAUGACAAACCACACCUCGCGCUAAAAUCUAGUACUUUUUUCCCUUGUAUAAUAAAUAACUAUUAUGAUUGUAAUGAAAUUGAAAUAUGUUAAGCUUUUCGACCUCCUGAACGUAAGUCAGUUCUUGUAGGUCCAAAAAGAUCCCAUGAUUAGUUUCAGAGGUACCAGAUACAGGACCUCAGGCUGUUCAUAAUGUAUUUUAGGUCAUGUAGUUUACUGUGGAAAACCUUAUACCUGGUCAAAAAUUAUUAGAAUGUGGGUACAGUUCAUUGUAGUGUUGCGAUAAAAAAAUAGUAGUAGGUACUAUCGUCACCAAAAGUAACUGGGGCAGCAUCAUAUCGACUCUUGUACUAUUAUAAUAUGAUUCCAGGUGUCAGAUAUUUGUCAAACUAUGAAUAAUUUUAGGUUUAGGUUAACUUGGGAUUAUUAGAUUAUUAUGAAUUAUUUUUGUCCCAGUUGGUGACAAUAGUACAAGAAAAAUCUCCAAAAUCAGGUUUAUUAUAGUAUAUUAAUCUAAUUCAUAAACAAAAAUUACGUAUUUUUGGCAUUUUUUGACAAGUUUUCAACUUAGAAAGCUUCAGUACGACAUUACGUGACAUUACUUUGGCAUUUUUCGCAUUUUUUCAUCCGUUUUUAACCAAGAAUAUGUCAUUGCAUGAACCUAACAUACCCUGUAUAUUUCGGGGGAGUCGUUUCGGCUUUUCAGCCGCUCAGCACUGUUACCUUUGCAGAUAUUUUGUGCGUUUUUAUUCUCAUAAGGACCCCACAAUAUUUUAACAGAAAUUGGUUACCCGUUAUACAGGGUGUCCUUAGAUAAACUGACACAUUUUGCAGGUAAAUAUCUCGAAAACGAGAAAAGAUAACGGGAUGCGGUUUGUUUUGGCAGAAUAAGGAUUUUUCAAAGUUUUUUUUCAUGGCAUUGACAAAUCCUGAAAUUUGGUUUUAAGGACAUUCGAUUUUUUGAAAUAAUUACAUACUGCCUUAUUCUUGAUGAAACACCUGGUAUAUUUUGUCAUCGUCAGAAAGCGUGACUUUUCUACAAAAAUGUAUAAUUUUUUUCAAUUAUCUCGAAAUUGGAUCGUAAAAAUUGCACUUUGUUAAAGAGUGUACCAUCGACUGGCCAAAAAAAUAAUAAUAAUUAAUUUGUGUUUUAUAUGCACUUGCAUUAUUAGUUUAUUUGUGUUUAAUAAUUGUAUUAUUAAUUAAUUAUGCGCUAAUUAGUUAAUAAAAGUAUCAAACACAACUUAAUCAUCAAUUUUUUUUUUUUGGUUAGUCGAUGGUGUUCUCUUCGACAUUUUGGUAAAGUAGAAAAAACAGGCUUUCUGACGAUGACAAAAUAUACAGGGUGUUUCAUUAAAAAUAAGGCAGUCAUUUUAUUUCAAAAAAUCGCAUGUCUGUGAAACCAAAUUUCAGCAAAUUUUAGGAUUCGGCAAUAAUGUGAAAAAACACUUUAAAAAUUCCUUAUUCUCUCAGAACAAACCGCAUCUAGUUAUCUUUUCCCGUUUUCGAGAUAUUCACCUGCAAAAUGUGUCAGUUUAUCUAAGGACACCCUGUAUUUGGAUGAAAUUUAAAUAUGUUAUUAGAAAUGCCGUGAGCAAAAUUUUUUACCAUAGGCACAACCUUGUAUAUAUGAGUGAGACGGUAUCGGCUGUCAUUCCUACUAAGUCGACCAAGGUGAAUCGAAAAAUGUCAACCAUUUUGAAAUCUGUCAAAACUCUGCCAAACGGCAGCACUCAUGUUUUUCAAUAUUUCAUGAUGUGUCAUUUGACAGUUUUAGCUUAUGUAAAUUCUGAGUUAAAAAUUGGAAAAAAAAAUUACAGAACUGUCAUUUAUUUUAGUAGGAAAAAAGAUUCAUAUCUGGUUCUUUCUUGUUUUAAGGUAGUUUAUUGGUAACAAGACAUCAAACAAAGCUCAUCGACAUCAAAUUUUGACAGCUGUUAAAAUCUGAAACCUGUGUAUAAAUUUUUCUUAUGCUUCAUAAUAAAUAAGCAUUACUUAAAUAAUUGGAACAGAACUAGAGUUCAGUUUUUUUUUUCAAUUAAAGCUAAUGUCAGAUUCUGACAGCUGUCAAAAUUUGAUGUCUAUGAGCCUUGUUUAAUGUCUUAUCACCAAUAAAAUAGCGUCAAACAAAAAAGAGCUAAAUUGGAAUCCUUUUUUUACUAAAACAAGUGACAGGUUUUGACAGUUCUGUAUUUUUUUUUUUUUUAAUUUUUGAACUCAGAACUUACAAAGGUUGAAACUGUCAAAUGACACAUCAUGAAAUAUUGAAAACUGCAAAAAAAAUAGUGCUCCCGUUUGGCAGGGUUUUGACAGAUGUCAAAAAUGAUUGACAUUUUUCGAUAUUCCUUGGUCGACUUAUUAGGAAUUGAUAUUUGCUUCAUCGAAAUCUGCCAUAGUCAGGGCGAGUUCUCAUGAGCGUAAGUUGACAUUUCUGGCGUAAUCACGUGAUAAAAUAAUUGAAUUUUAUUGGUAAAAUAUUCGUCAUGCUGGAGAUUUCAACAAUCAAAUUACACCAAAUUAUCAUGUGAUUACGCCAGAAAUGUUAACUUACGCUCAUGAGAACUCGCCCUUACCCUGUAUAUUAAGUGAUAUUAGAUUCCAAUAUUUGACAACUGAUACCGCCUCACCUGUCAUAUUUACAAGGUUGCGCCCAUGCAUUUUUAAUAACAUAUUUAAAUUUCAUCCAAAUACAAUUUGCGUUUAAAUUUUGCGGGGUCCAUUUUACCGUUGGAUCCGCCAUUUUAUGUCGGUCAUAUUUAAAAAAUGUUAAUUUUUUGUCAUAAUUUUGUAUGUUAACCCCCUGUAUCUCCGAAACUAAUCAUAGGAUCUUUUUGGGCUUACAAGAACUUACGUUCAGGAGGUCCAAUUUAUUUUUUCUCAUAAGAUCCGUGCAUGGUCCUUUGGAUUUUGAGUUUAUGCCCUUUGAACUAACUAAAGUUUCUUUUAAGAAGUUUUCUAAUUGAUUCUUCACAGACUAAUUAAGUAGUAAGUAUUCAUUUAAAAGGGCAUCUUUUGUAUAUCUCACAUACCAUUAGUGAAACAUGGAAUUUAGUAUACCCUGUAUGUACAGUAAGCGAAGGAGGAGAAACAUUUUAAUUGCUGGUACAUACACAAUAAAGAGGAAAUAUUAAUUAUAAGAUUUUAGUUUCUGAAAGAUGGUAAAGACCAAUUUACAUGUAUCAAAUAUGUCGAUUUCUACAUACACCGGCAAAAUUAAGGGUUUGUUUGACAUUAAUUGAACCCUCUGCACACUGGCAAAUUAGGCUCCACUCCAUUUCUAUGAAUUUUUCUCAGAUUGUAGCUUAAUUCUUCAGGAAUACAUCUGACGUAUUGCCGUUAUUAAAUGAUUCGUCUUUAUAUCACAUACAAGGAUGGAAAGAAAGUCAGUAAUUUUUAGAGUUUUUUGAAAUACUCUGUGGAGUGAACCACUAGAAAUUCAGAACAGUUUUCAACACUAAAUUGUAGCCUAAUCUUUUCCGAACAUUUUCAUUUUUUAUUCAAAAUGACAGUCAGUAGCUGAUGCUUUAGCGUUGAUUAGCUACCGUUCAGAACAAAAUUGUAUUCGUAAACGUAAUUUUUCAAAUGAAAUUUAAUUCGUCAAUAUCUUACCGAUGUGACGAGAGCUGUUGAAGGAUAAAUUGGAGAACUCCUAACCCUGGUUCAAGUGUGAAGGGAGAGUUAUUUAGAUAAAUAACAUUCCAUCAAAUGGAAAUCAUGAAAGGGACUUUGUGAUCCCCUGUAUAUUUGUGAGCAUUCUUUUCACAAUAAAGUGAUCAAUAAGAAGUGAAACUGAAAGCAGUAUUCAUUGAAAUAUCAGAGUGAAUAAAAAAUGAAAAUAUUCGGAAAAGAUCAGGCUACAAUUUGGUGUUGGAAACUGUUCUGGAUUUCCAGUGGUUCUCUCUACAGGGUGUCUCAAAAAACUCUGAAAAUUACUGACUUUCUUUCCUUGUAAUCUGAGAAAAAUUCAUCGACAUCGAGCGAAGGGUUCAAGAGAAAAUUGAUGUCAAACUUAGUGUAAAUUUUGCCGGUAUGUAUUUAUUAGAAUUUAAAUAGAAGAGAUUCGGUUUACAUAUAUCAAGUAGCUAGCACCAGUUUCAUUGGCGUUCCAGUUCUAGCAAUGUGUGAACACUUGACUCGUGCCAGCAAAUAAAGAGUGUGUAUUUUUCUUGCCAAUAGGAUACCACAGUGAAAACUCACCAUUUACUAGACUCGGGUCUAGCGCUAAGAAUUGACAUGCAAGCUACUAGAUACGUGUAAAUCGGCCUUUAUUCUUGCUUCAAUCGGUGUUUAUUAUUAUCAACAGGUAAUUUACAAAUGAGAUUUUUCAACAAAAAAAAAAAAUUAAAACUAGUUAUUGUCUAGAAUCCGUGCGAUAAAAAAAUCAAUGCUUUAAUCUAGCUUUUAUGUUUUCACAAGUCUCUUAUGUUUUUACUCUUUGAGGUUUGUUCAGUUUUUUUUUCUUGUUCUACUAAGGUCAUACUGUUUUUACUUCAAGUGCAAUUCCCCAAAAGAAGACCUUAUAAUAACGAUUUGUCUCAAGGGGGGUUUGUACAAAGCACCGUUCUUUUUUUUGAUUUUCACCUGAAGGUCUUUCAGUUACAUAUUUUAUCUUACCGAUUAAGAGUUCGAUUUUGUUUUUAUAGAGACUUUAGACAGUGAUAUGACUAAAAUAAUAUAUAAAUAGUUGUACGUCUUAAGAUUGUGUAUAAAAAUUACUACUAUUAAAAUGUUUGGAAGAAAGGAAGGCUUGUGUAUUUUAUCCCUUAAGAAAAACAACGACAAAAUCAAAUAAAAUAAUUCUUUACUCGCAUUCAACGUGUAUAAGAGAUUGUCCUAAUAAAUUUACACAAGACAAAAUAAAUAACUACAUGUUUAAAAUAUAACAACCUGGUAUAUAUCAACAGCACGACUAAGGUCCUCACUCCAAUAAUAAGUCAAUUGGCACCUGCAGAAAAAAAAAAUCGUCACUAAAAUUGCUUAACUUUGAGCUGAACCGUAAGUGCCUGGAGGUGGUUUGUAGUGCUUGGGAAAAGCUAAUAAUUGCAUCGAGUUGAAAGCGUAUUUUCUAGAUCCAAUAUUUUUCAUUGUAUUUUCUCUUCUGC
Molecule: messenger RNA, 12291 nt
Organism: Ceutorhynchus assimilis (cabbage seed weevil)
Lineage: Eukaryota; Metazoa; Arthropoda; Insecta; Coleoptera; Curculionidae
Source: the annotation of a GenBank genome assembly